Epinephelus lanceolatus (giant grouper) is the source of this 357-nucleotide messenger RNA. NCBI's taxonomy places the organism in Eukaryota, Metazoa, Chordata, Actinopteri, Perciformes, Serranidae. The record is from RefSeq and is a predicted model, not a curated record.
CACCUCCAACGGCAAGGUGUAUGUGGCCCAGGUGAAGGAAAGAGCUGCUGCCAGGAAAAUUUACGAUGCUGCUAAGAAGCAAGGGAAAACAGCCGGACUCGUUGCCACCAAAGAGGGAGAUUGAGAAGUUUCGUGUGGCAGUGAGCGUGCCGUCAGGAGCUCGGAUGUCCUUCUCCCUGUCCUACGAGGAGCUGCUGCCUCGUCGACUCGGCCGCUACGAGCUCAGUUUGGGUCUGAGGCCGGGACAGCUUGUGCACAACCUCACGUUAGAUGUCACCAUAAUGGAGCGGACGGGCCUCAGUUUCAUCAAAGCCUUUCCUCUCAAGAUGAGCCGACUGCUCUCCAACACUGCUCAGG